UCCCUCUCUCCAGGUUGUUUGCACCCACGAGGGGAAAGCGAUGCCCGUACAGGGAAGUUGGCUGCCUCCACAUCCUAAAAAUGCCAACAUGACCAUCACUCUCUCCCACAACAUGAUCAAGAUGGUUGUCGCUCUCACUGCCAAGAAGAGCUCUAUCUCGAUUAACGGCAUGGAUGCAAGGAUAUUAAGAGUAAGCUACAGCUACCAAAAAGACAACAAGGUCAACGCCAACGUGGUCAUAGAGGUGCUGAAGGACGGUAGACCCCUAGCGAUUGUGACAACGGUCUCCACGUUCUUCUGUAAGAGCACAGUUUCAAAGGACAAAAUGACCUCAGAAAUCAAACUUUUAAGGCACGAAGACAGCGCAGAACCCCCUGAGGCUAUGGACGAGGCAAAAGAAGCCGUGGAUAAAGCUAUGGGGAAGUUUACCAAGGGCCUUCAAGUGACGUUUAAAGAAGUGCCUGUGCCCCAGGGCCCAUUCCCAUCUCAAAUGAGUGACAUCCCAGUGAGCUAUGUAAAAUUGAAUAUUCUGGCAUCAAACUAAAGGCACCAGAAGCCAAGAAAACUCCAGAAGAGGGCAGCAAAACUCUACAAACUUCUCUAUGACAUUUUGAGCUGGGACAUGCUGACAACUACGGAGCAAAGGAGAACUAGCUGUCUCAGCACGCCAACUAUCUUUUAGAAUACAGCCAGCACGAUGCUGCAGUAACAAAUGUAAGAAUGCAAGAACUGGAGAUUUUCGGCAUUUCUGUUACCAUCUUUUUAUUAAACAAA
Messenger RNA from Echinops telfairi (small Madagascar hedgehog), 774 nucleotides. RefSeq names its product vomeromodulin-like. Bases 41 to 544 code for a protein of 167 amino acids. Gene Ontology annotation, biological process: sensory perception of smell. Lineage: Eukaryota; Metazoa; Chordata; Mammalia; Afrosoricida; Tenrecidae. The transcript is spliced from 7 exons. The record is from RefSeq and is a predicted model, not a curated record.